CUCCAGAGGUACGAAGCGAAGGUUGCGAGGCUUCGAACCUCCGGGACUGGUGCAGCCGCCGCCGCCGCCGCCGCCAGAAGGAGAUGGAGCCCCCGUUGCUGAAUGACACAGAAGAAAUAGCUGCUUUGUACCGUGAGCUUAGCCAGUUUCCAUCUCUUUCCGGUGCCUGUAUUGGGCCUGAGGUAACAACUCAGUAUGGUGGCAAAUACUGCAACGUUUACACAGAGUGGUCUCAGCGGGACUUGGAAAGAGCUGAAAAUGUGAAUUUUUGCCGACAAUACCUCAUCUUCCAUGACAGCCAGUCCAUCGUGUAUUCGAGCGCUUCUGGCAAUUGCACUGAAAUCAAAGGAGAGUUGCUCAGUCGGGACUCUCCUAGCGGAGAACAGAAAGCUGUUCUGCGGAAGACGAGCAACAGCAAAGGCGAGGAAAAACAGUUCCUCGAGGUUUGGGAAAAGAACCGCAAGGCGAAGAGCAUCGAGUUGACGGCUUUAGAGAAGCAUGGCAAAGUAUAUGAGGAUGACCAAUUUGGCUGCUUGGCCUGGUCACACUCAGAGACUCACCUUCUCUAUGUGGCAGAGAAGAAGCGUCCCAAGGCAGAGUCUUUCUUUAAGCCCAAAGCCCCUGAGUUGAGCAGUGAAGAGGAACUCACCAAGGCAGAGCAACGAGACAAAGCCAUUAAGGGGGAGCAGUUUGUGUUCUAUGAAGACUGGGGGGAGACCCUGGUGUCUAAGAGCGUCCCUGUGCUGUGUGUAUUGGACAUUGAGAGCAACAAUGUUUCUGUGCUGGAGGGUGUUCCAGAGCACAUCUCACCUGGGCAGGCCUUCUGGACUCCAGGCGACACAGGAGUGGUGUUCACAGGCUGGUGGCAUGAGCCCUUCCGUCUAGGGUUGAAGCACUGCACCAAUCGCAGAUCAGCUCUCUUCUAUGUGGAUCUGACAGGCGGUCGUUGUGAACUGUUGACAGAUGACACCAAGGCCAUUUGGUCUCCGCGCUUGAGUCCAGACCAAUGUCGCAUUGUGUACCUGGAGAACAAGGCUUCUGGGCCGCAUCUACAGUGCAGCCGCCUCUGCAUGUAUGACUGGUACACUAAACUCACUUCAGUUGUAGUAGAGAUUGUCUCUCGGCAAAGCCAAGGUGAAUUCACUGGGAUCUAUAGCACGGCACUGCCCGAGCGCUGCUGGGCAGCAGACAGCCAAAGAGUUGUGCUGGACACAGCUCAGCGUAGUAGGCAGGAGCUGAUUGUGGUGGAUACAUUGUCAGGCAGCGUGUGUUCUCUCACCAAGGGUUCCCAACUUGGAAGCUGGGCACUGCUUACUGUUGAUCGAGAUCUGCUGGUAGCCAGAUUCUCCACUCCAAACUGUCCUCCCAUGCUUAUGGUGGCCUUCCUGCCUCCUGCUGGCAAGGAAGCUGAAGUAAACUGGGUGUGUCUGGAGGAAGCCAACCCAAUUCAAGGCAUCACUUGGGAUGUUCGUGCACUGCAGCCUCCUCCAGAACAGGACAACCACCAGUAUGCUGGCCUUGAUUUUGAAGCCAUCCUACUCCGGCCUGCUCAGAUGCCAGAGAAGACCAAGAUUCCAUUAGUGGUGUCACCUCAUGGAGGCCCACACUCAGUGUUCACCACCAGCUGGGCACUGUACCCAGCAGUGCUCUGCCGAAUGGGGUUUGCUGUGCUGCUGGUGAAUUAUCGAGGAUCACUGGGCUUUGGCCAAGACAGUGUGGAGUCUUUACCAGGGAAUGUGGGCUGUCAGGAUGUCAAGGAUGUGCAGUUUUGUGUGGAGCAGAUGCUGCAGGAGGAACCUCUGGAUCCACAAAGAGUGGCCUUGCUUGGUGGCUCCCAUGGAGGCUUCCUAUCCUGCCAUCUCAUUGGCCAAUACCCUAGCACCUACAAGGCUUGCGUGGCCAGGAAUCCUGUGGUCAAUAUGGCCUCAAUGGUAGGAAGCACUGACAUCCCUGACUGGUGUCUGACUGAGGCUGGCUUACCCUAUGACCAUGCAGCUCUCCCAGAUUCUGGGCAAUGGACAGAUAUGCUGCUUCAUUCACCUAUACAGUAUGUUGAUAAGGUUCAGACACCUGUUCUCUUAAUGAUAGGAGAGGAAGAUCGACGUGUACCGCCCAAGCAAGGGUUGGAGUACUAUCAUGCUCUCAAGGCCAAGGGUGUUCCAACUCGGAUGCUGUGGUAUCCAGGCAAUAAUCAUGCACUAUCGGGUGUGGAGGCUGAGGCAGACGGUUUCAUGAAUAUUGCACUCUGGCUGAUCCAGCAUCUGAAAUGAUGUCAGCAGAAGUCGGGCUAUACCUAUUGUAAUCCACUUCCAUGUUAAGCAAAGUGGCUAGCUAACAACAAAUCAAGUCACUUCAAUUCCAAAUGCUGUGAGGACUGAUUACUUCAGUACCUUAGUUCAUGGUCUCUAAAGCUUGAAUAGGUACAUAAGGGCAACAGUGGCUGGUGUGUGUCCUUUAGGUUAAUUCAAUUGCAGCAGAAAUUUCCCUGACCUCAAGAGUUGUUUUUUGUUUGUUUCUUUGUUUUGCCAAAUCUUGCACUCUUAUCAGUAGUUCCAACCGAGCGGGUGGCUAUUCAGAAGUGUCAGAUGCUGGAGCCCUUAGAAGUGGCUCUAUUCAAUGUUAAUGGAAUUUCUGACUUUAGCACUCGUUUUGGGGGGCAGAAAUGAAAAGUCUGAGCCCCAAGGGUCCAAUUCAAAAGAUGAAUAAACACACUUGAUUAUCUAAGACUUAUCGGAAAGUAUAAUUACUUAGAUUGGAAAUAAUUGGUUUAUCACCUGCUGAAAUGCAAACUUCCUUGGCGAGUAUUGGAUAUUUUUGGUGGAGAGGAAAAGGUAGUGGUGUCAAUAACGUGUAGCUCAAAGAAAAACGUGAUUUACAAGGGCAAUUUCAUGAAUGCAAUGCAGUCUUAUAGUACAGGCUCAACUGACAGUUUAGGUAAUUCUUUAUUCUUCCUAACAAGCAUGUAGCUGUAGAUGUCACCAGGAGCGAAGUCCCAAUCUGGUCACAGUAUAUUUUGUGUCUCUUGCAUCAUGCUGUCUCAGGACUGAUUCCUGCUUGUCUCUCUGCUGCUUUUCACCCUCUCUUGCACUUACUCAAUACACUGUUCUCUCUAACACUUCAGCUAUCCCUUAUAUAAUAUAAUGGGAGCAGGUACUACAAGUGGUCCACCAUUUGAAUGAAGUAGGAAUUUAAGAACGUAAAAGCUUAGUUGCUGUUGGUUACAUAUAGACAAGACAAUCCCUGCCCAUAAGCUUACAGUCUAAAAAGUCAUGACACACAAGAGGGAAGAAGUGGAGGGGGUAAUAAUUUACCUUCUCUCCUUUGUGUACUUAGACCUAAUUUUCAAAUAGAAACCUAUUGACUCUAAGAAAACUGCAUGAUUAGAAACAAGGGCUAUUCAUCCAGAUUGGUGUUUCGUAAAUGUGCUAGAGGCCAGAAUGCCACCUAACCAGGUUUUGAAUUCAUGCUUAAAUGGAAGGUGCUAUGAAAUUUAUCAUUUCACUAUUCCUGGGAAUUUUUUGUUUCAACGGCUUAGGCUAGGUUAAAUUACAUUAUUUUAUCGUCAAAACUGUAUGAGGUAAAUUAGACUAUGAUUUAUCAAAGGCCAGUGAGCUGAGCAAGAAUUUAACCUGGAUCUUGUAUAUUCACAGUUAUGUUCCUUCACACUACAGUUUUUCCAGCUGUGCUAUAUGGGAAUAAUUGAUUGCACCCUUCAACCCCUCUAUGGACUGUAAUGAAAGUGCUGUAGCAAUGACAUUUCUCAAGACUUACUAAA
Molecule: messenger RNA, 3775 nt
Organism: Elgaria multicarinata webbii
Lineage: Eukaryota; Metazoa; Chordata; Lepidosauria; Squamata; Anguidae
Gene: APEH
Product: acylaminoacyl-peptide hydrolase
Exons: 22
Coding region: 84-2270 (728 amino acids)
Biological process (GO): proteolysis
Molecular function (GO): serine-type endopeptidase activity
Source: RefSeq, a predicted model, not a curated record